Molecule: messenger RNA, 840 nt
Organism: Globicephala melas (long-finned pilot whale)
Lineage: Eukaryota; Metazoa; Chordata; Mammalia; Artiodactyla; Delphinidae
Product: RNA-binding protein with serine-rich domain 1-like
Biological process (GO): mRNA splicing, via spliceosome
Cellular component (GO): ASAP complex; nucleoplasm; cytoplasm
Molecular function (GO): RNA binding
Source: RefSeq, a predicted model, not a curated record
ACACCUCAGAAGGGGAGAAUAGAUUUAUCAGGAGUGAAAAAGAAGAGCUUGCUAGGAGUCAAAGAAAAUAAUAAAAAGUCCAGCACUAGGGCUCCUUCUCCUACCAAACGCAAAGACCGCUUUGAUGAGAAGUCCAAGGAUCGCUCCAAAGAUAAGGGGGCCACCAAGGAGUCGAGCGAGAAGGAUCCUGGCAGGGAUAAAACUGGAAAGAGGCGCAGCGCUUCCAGUGGUAGCAGCAGCACCAGGUCUCGGUCCAGCUCGACCUCCAGCUCGGGCUCCAGCAGCGGCUCCAGCUCAUCUUCUGCAUCGAGCCACUCAGGAAGUUCCAGCACAUCCCCCAGCUGCAGCUCCGGCAGCUCCCCUGGCUCUCCGAGUCCUUCUCGGCGCAGGCCUGACAACAGGCAGCGUUCCCGCUCCAAAUCCAAACCACCCAAAAGAGAUGGAAGGGAAAGGAGAAGGCGGAGCCCUUCCCCUAAACCCACCAAAGUGCACAUUGGAAGGCUCACCAGGAAUGUGACCAAGGAUCAUAUCCUGGAGAUAUUCUCCAUCUUCGGGAAAAUUAAAAUGAUUGACAUACCUGUAGACAGGAUGCACCCCCGUCUGUCUAAAGGCUACGCAUAUGUGGAGUUUGAAAAUCCAGAUGAGGCCGAGAAGGCGCUGAAGCAUACGGACGGAGGACAAGUUCCCCUCCGCGCAGGUCCCCCGUGCGCCGGCGAUCCUGCUCCCCGGGCCGCCGCUGCCACAGGAGCCGCCCCAGCUCCACCUUCUCCCAGUAAGCAGGCACCGAAGCUCUGCCCUGUGACUUGUAUCCCGUCCAACUCACUUUUGUCACUUUUCUAG